This is a messenger RNA of Drosophila miranda, 4247 nucleotides long. Its product is annotated as mucin-5AC-like. The transcript has 4 exons. NCBI's taxonomy places the organism in Eukaryota, Metazoa, Arthropoda, Insecta, Diptera, Drosophilidae. The record is from RefSeq and is a predicted model, not a curated record. Bases 88 to 3693 code for a protein of 1201 amino acids.
CCAGUCCCAGCCACAGCCACAACCGCAAGCACAGACGCAGUUCUCCACCGCCAAGCCCAAGCCGAAGGCUCACCAGCCCCGCUGGCGAUGUUCCUGCUGCGCUCCAGCUCCCGGCCAUCGCAGUCGGAUUUGGUGGCUGCCCUGCGCAGUGCCCACAGCAUUUCCGUGAUCGAUUCCCCAACGAAACAGACGCCGGAGAUCUUUGUGGGACCCGCAGGAAUGCCCAUUCCCGAUGACUAUGUGAAGUUUGAUCUUCCGUAUUUGUCGCAGCUGGCGCAGACCCGCGACCUCAGCGAUAUCUCCUUCUUUGUGGCACCGCUCAGCUAUCGUACACCGAAUGGAUUCAACAAGAUCCUCCUGCCCGAGCCGCAUGUGGGUUCCAUUGUGGUCAAUCGCGCCAAGGGCUCUGUUUCGGUGCAGACUCAGGCACCGCCACAGCGUCAGCAGCGUCCCUAUGCAACCGUGAGCAGCACGCGGAAUCCCUUCGAUACCACAACAGAGGCACAGGCACAGGCCUCGUUGCAGUCGCAGUCACAGGGUGCAUCGGGUGCACCUGUACGCGGAAACAAGUUCAGCUACUAUUACGUGCAGGACGGCAUCCAGGAGGUGAGUUCUCCGAAGAUUCCCGCCAAGCAGGAGCGCCACAAGAAGAAGCGACCCCAGAACGUUCAGGUGGAGCAUCAGCAUCAUCAGCAGCAGCAGCAGCCCAUCUACCGUCCACCCACCAAGACGCAGAACCCCUUCGACACGCUCAAUCAGAUCGGAGGCGAUGACUUCUUUAAGUCGCUAAGCAGCAAGCCCACCACUACCAGCUCCACAUCCACCAGCACAACCUCGACCACAACCUCAACGACUUCCACAGAGGCGGCGCCCACCCAGCCCCUCUUUACGUACAGCACCCGGCCGCAGGUGGAAUUCCCUGGCUCCAGUGGCCACCUGUAUCCCGAGCACCUGCAGCCCGUCGUCCAGGAACAGCAGCCCCGUCUGACCACGCGACCGCCGACGGCCACCACAGUGGAAGAAGAGCAUCGCAUGAAGCAGUACUUCCGGCAGCAAGAUGACUUCCGCCAGCGUCCGCUCACUACGAUUCCGCCCGCCUUCGAACAGGUUCAGUACACGCCCAGCGCACCCGACUACGAGGUGCCUACGACGCAGAGGGUCAAGAGCAAGCAUCGCGUGAACAUCUAUACGCCCGCAGCAGUGCCGGUGACCACCUCGGAUGUGGGCUACCAAGUAAACCAAGAGCAGGCGCAGGCGCCGCUGAAUCACAGGCCCAGCUUUAACCAAGUGCAGAACGAGAUUCUGGAUAACAGCAACGUGGAUUACGAGCCGAACCCCUACCAUGUACCGUCGGAGCUGCCGGCCUUGACGCCCGACAUUCCCGGAUUGGUCAAUAAUCUCCAGGAGAAAGACAAGCUCCAGCCAGGAACAACCAUCACGCCACAGAGCGAACCCGAGGCGGAAACGCGACCCAUCCGCCGUCCCCUGCUGCGCACUCGCAAGCCAGCCGUUUCCAAGGUAGUGACCACCUCCUCCGUGUCCUACUCCGAGUCCGAGUCAAGCGGAAAGGUGCCGCAUCGCAUCCGUCAACCAUACGGAAACCGAGGCACUGCAGCCGGAACCGCCUCCACCACGGGCGGCGGAUACCAGGGAGACGACUCUGCACAAAUCCCCACCCGGCGUCCAACCAGCGCCCGGAAUCCCCUCAUACGGAAUCCAAAUCGCAUCCGCUACAGGCCCACCACCGAGGAGCGCCAGUCGCUGAAGGUGAAGACCAGAAAGGGAUCAAAGAACGGCCAACGCGAAGACCAGGAUCUCGACUACCAACGUGACGUGCUCAAGCAGAACUAUCCGGUGUUCAAGGGCUCCUCCUCAGCCCCCUCGCGCCGACCCACAAGCCCCACCGCCAUUCCCAGUUCAUAUGACUUUCAAGCCACCACCGAGGGCCCGGCAUCGGAGUCACAGCAGGUGUACACGGUGACGCCGAGCAACAGCAUCGACAGCGCCAGCGUUCAGGGUUCGGGAUUCCCGUCCAGCCUGCUGGAGCCCAUGCAGAUUGCCCAGCAUUACCAGGAGUUCUCCAAGGACAACUACGGGCCCGGCUACUUCCCCAAUCAGGAGGAUCUCACACCCACCGAGGCCAUUGUUCGCAAUGAGGUGAGUCCCAUUAUCACCACGCUGGCUACCACAACGCCCUCGACAACUACGACCAGCACCACGACAACCACUGAGUCAGCGGCCACGACCACAACACGUCGCUCGCCGUUCGUGCGCCGGAACUAUCCCAGGGUGAGGACUACCACCACAACAGAGCCGCCAAUGACCAGCACCACGCCCUCGGAGGAGCGUCCUUCCAUUCGCACUCGCCUGCCGCCUCGUCGUGUGGUCAAGGUGCGACAACGUCAGCGUCGUCCAGGACACCCUGCCUCCUCCACUGCGGCCCCCGAAGAGGAAGUCCAGGAAGCAGCAACCCAGAGGACAAAUCUCCGGAAGCUGAGCCGCUACAAUCAAGAGCCCAAAGAAAAGGAGCAGACAACCAUCACCCAGCGGCGUCGCUACAAGCAGCCAUUCCAGCUGGAGGGCCAAGAGUCCCUGUGGUCGCCAUCCUCGGAGACUUCCAACAGCAACAACAAUGCCAAUGCCAACACCAACAGUUUUAAGCCACUGAAUCCCAAGUACAAGACAGAGGCGCACAACUUCGAGAACGAGCCAGAGAUCGUGACUGUGGGACCCACAGCGCAGCCCGAGAAGUACGAGUUCAACGUAGCUGCGGAUCUAGGUGGAUCAGCGGUGCAACGCACCACCACUCUAAAGACUCCGAACCUGAAACCAGAGAAAUCCUUUGCUGAACUGCUCGAGGAAGUGAUGGGCAAGGUGCCCGAGGAACUGGCCACAGAGUCACCCAACACCAGCAGCACCAUUGGCAGGCUCAAUAGGCGUGGCAAGUGGAAGAAGAGCCGCGUGACUAGUGGAUCGGAAAAUGGCGAAAACUUCGAGACGGCCGAGUCCCAGAAUCUGGGACCUCAGCUCUACAAUGCCCUGCAGGCGGCCAGCGAGAAGGAGGAGCAGAAGCCGAAGACCACCACCCCGCUGACACCAGCAGCCACCGAGGCUGAGACAGCAGAAACGAUAGUCCCCACCACGGCUGCCUCGCCCACGACACCAGAGGAGUAUGAGGUGACCACCGCCAGAGCCUUGGAGGAGGCAACAAUGGCAUCGACGCUGCCGAUGGAGACGCUGGAGAGUGCCACGCGACGCAAGGAUACCGCGGCGGAUGUGGAUGUGGAUGGGGAUGGCGACCUGGAGACGAAGCCCAGCAUCUUCACAGAGGUGAAGAAGCAGCUGCACGUUAUGUUUGCCAUCGAAGAGAGCGAGGACAAGACGGUGAGCGCUGCCCUGGCUGCCGUGGGUAAGCGUCGCCAGGAGUACACGAGCAUCAAGCGCAGCACUACUCCAGCCACGUCCACGGACAAAACCACUCUCUCACCAGCGGACGAUGAGCUGACAGCCACCACCACCACAGCAGCAGAAGGUGCUUCGGAGGGUAGCAAAGAUAACUUCCACAAGGACCUCAUGGAGCAUGUGGUUUAUGCCACAUCCACAUCGAGCAAAGUCCCCUCUGAGACAGAGAUCUGCUAUCGCGGACGCUGCAUAAGGUCCGAGGAUCUGCCCGCCAACCACAAACUGCACUGAGCUGAGCAUUCCUCCGGCAGAGCAUGGAGGAGUACAUGUACAUAAGGGCAAACGGAAUACGCACAGGUAAAGCCUGGGGCCGGGGCGAGUGAGGGUGGACAGGCGGCCGCCACCUUAAGGGGCGGCGCUAGUCAGCACAGCUCCUCAUCCUCAGCCCGCAGAAACGCACAAGCCGUAUCCAGAUGUAAUUAACUAGCUUUAAAUACAAAUAUGUUCAUAAGGACAAGCAGAUCGAGGGUUUGAUGGAUGGAUUCACCCUAUGCCCAUUCGCAGUGACUAGGACUGGUUCGAAGGCUGUAGAAGUUCUUGGAUAAGAUAAAUAUUUAGCUGAAGACGCUUUGGAAUGAUAUUAUAUAUUCCUAUCAAAGAAUUUCUAUAAGCUUAUUCUGCUCAUCCUUGCGAGUGUUGUCAAAGGAAUGUUUCCCGGAUAUAUCGUAUUCCCGUUUAGAGAAUUUAGUACAUAGAUCUUAGAGUUAGCGAAGUCUUGUACCAUACAAUAUUGUGUACUAACAAAUACAAAUACAGAUACCAAUAAAAUAAAACAACGAAAAUCU